Molecule: messenger RNA, 4821 nt
Organism: Menidia menidia (Atlantic silverside)
Lineage: Eukaryota; Metazoa; Chordata; Actinopteri; Atheriniformes; Atherinopsidae
Source: the annotation of a GenBank genome assembly
UCCCCCACUACCUGAGCUUUUGCUUCAUUAUCCAUCCAUGAUCAGUGAACAUAAAAAAGGCACAUUUAAAAAGUAAUGCCAUGACACUUAGUGAGAAAAUGAGAAACCAAAGUCGUGAUACGAUCUUUCAAAAGCCGAGACUUAACAUUAUCGACGUUCUUAAUUUCCCCAGUACUCCUCCUGACUCACAAGUCGACAUGUGAAAGGUUUUAUAGGAGCUUGGACAGGACGCGGCUGUGAUUAUAAUAACGCAGGGGCAGGCCGGUGCGCUUCCACGCGCCACAGACGCUCCAACGGGCUUUUAGCGAGCGCGAGCGUUCUUGAGCCUCUUCGUGCACGUGAGAUUAGGCAGCUCUUAUCCCGCGGGACGGUGACUGUGAGGACACCGAGAGAACGAGCACAUCCUCAGCCGGUGCUCCCCCACGGGAAGAUGUCACUGACGAGGACCCCGUACCGAGAAACCACGAGCUAACAGCCGCUUCCACCUCGACCCGUUGGAUGUUCAGUUUGGAAGUUUUUCUCCGGACGCUCGUGUCGGUGCACUGAGGCUCAAACCACCGAGAGGGGACAGGUGUCACCCUCCCUCUCCAUCCCCCGCAGGACUGUAGCACCGGUGGGGGCCAGCACCGUUUCUCUUGUGUUUGCGUUUUUCUCCUCCAAAGCCAUGUUGUGGUCGAGGGGGCUCGUGCUGCUUCUCUGCUGGGGGGCCACGAGCGGCGAGCAGCAGCAGCAGCAGCAGGCCGGUGAGAGGGGCGGCGUUCGGGCGGCGGUCCGGUCGGACCCGGGCAGGCGGCGCUCCCCUCCACCGAUGGAGCCCUUGGAUUUUGGGUUUGUACCGGCGGCAGUUUACGACACGCACGCCUACUAUGAGCCGGGGACCAUAGGCAUCCUUUUUCACAUGGUCCAUGCGUUCCUAUACGUCGUUCAACCGAACUCCUUCCCCAAAGAUCUCAUUGUCAGAGUCAUUCAGCAAAAUAUGGGAGGAAUUAAAAUAGAAGAAUGGCGAAAGCCGGAAAACGUUGUCCUGUUUUUGCAGUGGAUCCACUACGAGGCAGGAUUCUUAAUAUGUGGAACCAUCGGCGUCGUGUUUUUGGUCCUCACCCCAAUCAUAGCCACGUGUUUCUGUGUGUGUCGAUGCUGUGACAACUGCGGAGGGGAGAUGCACCAGAGGCAGAGGAAAAACGCUGACUGUCACCGAGGUUUUUUCACUGCCUCUCUCAUCGCCACCACCAUCUUUAUCAUUCUGGGAGUAUUAGUUGCCUAUGCUGCCAAUCAUAAUGUCAGCUCUCAGAUUAAAAGCACUCGGCGGCUCAUUAAUACUAACAUGAGGGACCUGAAGACAUUUGCUAACAACACCCCAGCGCAAAUUGAAUACUUGACAGCCCAGUACACCACAGCAAAGAACAAAGUCCUGUCAGACCUUGACAACAUUGGACCUUUACUGGGCGGUAGGAUCCAUAGUCACCUAGAGAAAGAGGUGGUUCCUGCUCUGGACACUGCCCUGCGUAUGGCAGGAGCAAAAAUUGAGAGUGCGAUCAAAGCCAUGCGGGAGACCAAAGAGGCUCUGGAGAACAUCAGUACUUCACUAGAGAUUCUUCAGGACGGGAUGGGCAAACUUCAGGCCAGUCUGUCAGGGGAGCGUGCCUCUCUGUCUAACACCCUGUCCGACCCUGCCUGCACCAACGGAGCCGUGUCACAAACCUGUAACGCCAUCCGUUCUACACUGCCCCAGCUUGGAAUCAACGCUGACUUCUCCAAGCUCCCUGAUGUCAAUCCUGCUUUACAAAAUGUCAAUGCAGUUCUGAGAAUAGAUCUCAGCAAUAUUGUCCAGAAGGGUUAUGCAUCCUUUAAUGACACACCUAGACUGGUUAAAGAUCAAACCAAAAACAUUGUCUCAGGAGUAAAAGGGAUGCUGGAUAAGAUUGGGAUUGAGAUCACUGCCUUCUCCAAGAUGUUUCCAAUUGAGCCUUCUCUUGCCAAUUUCACGAUCUUCCUCAACGAACGACACAGGGCCAUUGAGUCCUUUUACCCGCAGAUCGACCAAAUGGACUUUUACAGGUGGAUAGUCUGUGUGGCAGUGCUCUGCGUAGUUGUCCUGGUCCUGGCCUUUAACAUCCUUGGCCUGCUUUGUGGCACCUGUGGCUACGACAAGCAAGCUACCCCCACAACCCGCGGCUGCCUUUCAAACACUGGAGGAAACCUCCUGAUGGCCGGAGUGGGCUUCUCGUUCAUCUUCGCCUGGAUGCUUAUGGCCAUCGUUACAACCAUGUUUGUCGUUGGUGGCAACGUAGAAAAGCUAGUGUGUGAACCUCUGGCUAACAGGCAGCUAUUCAAGAUCAUUGACACACCAUUCCUAGUACAUCCUGAAAAAAGGAACUUCCUUCCCGGGAUGCUGUUCCAGAAUCCAAAUAUUGAAUUGACAUUGGGCAGCGUGUACAGGGAUUGCCACGAUAACAAUGGGCUGUAUCACGCCCUGCAGCUGGAGACCAUGUUUAACAUUAACACCUUCCUCAACAGAACGGUGUACAACAGGGAUUUGGCCAAAGUGUUUGAAAGCGUCCAGGUGAACCUGGCGGACAUCACACUCCUGGAGCAGGCAGGCAGGGACAACCUCAUGAACUUUGCCAACUCUGGAAUUGGUCAAAUUGACUAUCCAACUUAUCUUGCGGAGGUAAAUAAGGGAGUCACUGCUGUUGAUCUGCUGUCCUUCUGCUCCGAUCUGGAGGAUCAAGCUGACCAGCUGCCACGUGGUGCUCUCGAGAAUGCUCUGAAAGGGCAUGCCAGCAGCAUCAGAACAAUUCACAAAGAACAGGUGGUCCCCUUGGAGCAAGCAAUGAGCACCCUGAGCCAGAGUAUCAAGCUCCUACAGAGGACGUCCAACGACCUGCCAGUCAAAGUCACUAACGUCCUUGGUGCGCUUGAUGCAGCAGAGUAUCUCAUCACUCAAAAUGCCUCUCAUGUAGUAAAGCAGGAGACAAAAGCAUUUGUGCAGACCUUGGUGGGAUACUUCAAACAGUACACAGAAUGGGUUAAAAACUCACUAACUUCAGAGGUGGCUCAGUGUAAACCCAUCAGCAACAUGGUGGACAGUAUGGAGAUAGUAGCGUGCAGCUUCAUCAUCGACUCAGUGAACACAUUCUGGUUCGGUUUGGGAGGUUGCUGCCUCCUUCUGAUCCCCAGCAUCAUCUUUUCCGUCAAACUGGCGAAGUACUACAGGCGGAUGGACACAGAGGACCGGACAGGAGAACUGGAAUUGAUCGGUUUCCUUAAGUGUCACUGGACUUUAGAUCCUUUUACAUUUCCACGGACAAAAACGAAGAACAAAAGCAAUCAGGAACCGAUUGGUGAGGGUGUCCGGCCCACCCUUUCCUUCCCCUACCCAUUUGACAACGACCUGCGAUGCCUGCCAACUGCAAAGCCGUAGAGUCCUCUCAUUCACAACAGCGACCAGUCACCCAAGUUUCAUGAUGUACAAAAUCAUCUGUUCCUGUGUAACUAUAUCUACCUGUAGAGAAUGAAUUUGUGUCCACAUUCUCAGAUUUACCAGGUGUACAUUUUUUACACUUUCAAAACAUUUGAAAGUUUUAUAUCUUUUUAUCAAUCUCUGUUUUAUAACACAUUAGUAGUUUUUUUUUUUAGCAGUAGUUUUUUUUUUCUCUCUGUGAAUAUUUGUAAUAUAGCUGUCAUUGUUUGGGUUUUCAACAGAUGCAUUGACCAGAUAGACUUUCUGGGAAUAGUUUGACCCGUUGGAAAUUCCACUUUUCUGCUGAAAUUUUAGGAGGAUGAGACAUCUGUCAAGAGGCAUACAAGUCUCAUAAACUAAUCUAAAUGUUUAUGCAAAUUGUGUCUAUUGUCUGAAGAGCACUGGUGUCAGCAGAAACUUUCAUGGAAAUUUCCCCAAAAAAAACAGCCUUGUUACCCAGCAGAAAGUUGGGGGAUGUCCAUUCUCAUCAACGUCUUCAUGUAAACCUUAGCCUAAUCAAAGGAGUGAAAAGGGGAAUUUCCAGAAACAUUGAACUAUUCCUAAAAACGGAAUUAGUAAAUGUGCAGCUCAGGUGGACUCUCUAUUUGUGUCUUGAGGCAUGAGAGGUCCACCACUUACCCUGCCUCAUGCCACUAAACAACACAAAGACUAUGUUCAGACUGCAGGCCUUAAAGCUCAUUUCCACUAUCGUUCUCAGAGCUCAUUAUUUGCUGACCUGUAGCUCUUUUUAACGAGGCCAGUAUCAGAUUUCAGUGAGAACCGUUCUCCUUACUGAACCACCAGCAAUGCACAAAACUCAACAAAGUUGUCACUAGGUAUGUGAAUCAUCCAUCAAAAUUAUGAAAAAAUGCUAAUCAAUGCAACCAAAGCAGCUUUCCAACUCAUAAUGUAAAUACGACUUAGAACUUGCACAAAUUCUGAUUUGACCGGAAAGGCGGUUGCAUUGCAUAAAGAGGACUCUCUGUAUCCAGUUUAACACACAGUAUGACCAUGAACCGAAGUGGCCAGAACUGGUGGCUGUCACACUGUCAUGAAAAGAUCAGAUCCAGCUCACAUAUGAGCCAAAACAAGAAUCGUAUUUGCUCAACAUUUGACUUGCAGUCUGAGCGUAGCCAAAGUGUCACAAAGCUAUGUCAAACCCACACAGCAAUUUUGAAAAGAAGGUUUUUAAGAGUAAACACAAUUACUGCUCAGAGAUUACUGCACAAAGGCAUUUCUCCACGGACCGUAAAUGAGGGCCUAAUCGCUGUGAUGACGGAAAUCAGAGGAACACGUUAAAAAAACUUUGGAGUUCAUGGAAUCUGUGAAUAAAAAAUAUAAAAAUAUCCUGUACUAUG